Messenger RNA from Cylindrotheca closterium, 1596 nucleotides. NCBI's taxonomy places the organism in Eukaryota, Bacillariophyta, Bacillariophyceae, Bacillariales, Bacillariaceae. The record is from the annotation of a GenBank genome assembly.
AUGGCUUCCCCUCUCCCCAACAACCCUUUCUCAAGUCAGGCAUGUCUACCUUGUUUCAACAACGAUGAUCAAGCAAAAGACAAGAGCAUUCCAAAUCGAUUUCAAAUGCCUAGGAAGAAUACUCACUACGAUGACAUAAGCAAGCCAGAAAUGAAACAAACUGAAGCGCUCCUCGCAUCAGAGAUGAGCAAAUUGUCGGUGCAAGAGCGGUCAAAGGCAUUGGAUGACCUACACUGUGUAGGAGUAGAAAUCCAUGAGACGCCUGCACUGAUUAAGAGAUCGCUUGCGGAAUUCGAAGAUGCAGUACGGAAGGAACGAAACCCAAUCUACGAGAUGGCCAUCAAUCAAAACAGAGCAUACGUGGAAGACCCUACCUUUCGUCUCAAGUUCUUGAGAGCCAGUCUGCACAAUGUUCGUGAAGCGGUUCGGAAGAUGAUGAGUCUUCUCGAGUGCAAAGCGAAAUACUUCGGUCAUGACAAGGUUGGUCGAGAAAUAACAUUGGAUGACCUGAGUGAGGAGGACAAGCAGCUAAUGAUAUCGGGAGUAUUUCACAUCCAAGAUGGGAGAGAUCGAAGAGGCAGAGUUGUCCUACACUUUUUCGGCAAACUACUCAGCCGGUGUAAAGCUGAUAACCUGAUUCGGUUCGGUUACUAUUGUUUUGUCAACAUGUUGUCCUCCAUACCGGAUGUGCAAAGGAAGGGAAUUGUGGCAGUCUACAACGAUGCUACGUUACCCGGGGAAACCUUUACAAUGCCUGGAUUGAAAUUCAUUAAAGAAACCCAAGGAUUCUUUGAAUCGGUGCCAACUCGAUAUUCUGGAAUCCACUACUGCCUACAGGCCAAAUCGCAAAAUCUUGCGCUGAACAAUGUUCUUGUCACUCUGUUCCUGAAUGCACUGCCUCAACAUGCUCGCGUGAGAACUCGAAUACAUUAUGGGUCCAUCAUGGAGCUUCGGUAUCAACUCCAAAGCUACGGUAUUCCCUUGUCCAAGAUACCGUUUGGAGUACAAGGGAAUAUUCGUCAUGAUAUUCUGAAUGUCUGGAUCGACAGGCAUCUUAUAGAGUCCAAUCAAAGCAUUCGCUUCUACUACCACGAACCCGAGGUCGCUCGGGGCUGGUCUCAAGAUAUUGAGACAGAAAAGGACCUUAUGAAACACCACCAGCAUCUGCGCUAUGAGACGAAUGAAGACAAUGCAAUAGAGGCUUUAGAGGUGGAAGUAUGCAGCCCAGCAAUGUGCGCAUCAUCAACUGAAGUGGGGGGUAGUAAUACUCUGGAGAUAGAUCGUUUGACAGGGCCAAUAAGGCCGACUGAGAUGGAUGUGCUGUUUGGAAAAGGGUAUCGGCUGCAGUUGCAUCCUGGCAAUGUCCGCUUUCGAAAGUUCCUAGAGCAGCGUCGAGGCGAGUAUGAGAGCACUCCGCGACAGGACAGACGAGAUAUUGCAAUCAAACUCGCCCAAAUGCUUCGGAACAACGGUGUCCGAUUUCUCCAGAAAGUGGGGUCUGAUGAAUGGGUUGAGAGCGAUUUUGCACAAGCAGAGACAAAGGUGGCUCAGUUUUUCCGGGAGCUGCGAAAGAAACGAUCAAAAGGAGGCCGAUAA